Messenger RNA from Trichomonas vaginalis G3, 628 nucleotides. Its product is annotated as phage tail repeat-like family. The record is from RefSeq and is a predicted model, not a curated record. NCBI's taxonomy places the organism in Eukaryota, Parabasalia, Trichomonadida, Trichomonadidae. The transcript has a single exon. The annotation marks the transcript as partial.
AUGUCAAAUGAAACAGCGUCUAUGAGAGAAAUACAACACAACCGACAACUCAUUAUGCAAGCUCUAAAUAAGAACACAACAAACUUUUCAAACUAUUCUAAGAUAUCUGAGUCAUUGAAAGGGGGUGACUUAAAACUGACAUUAAACCCUAUAACAGAUGAGUUUCUAUUUCAAGACAAUAAGAACAAUACUGUCUGUAUAAAUCCAACAAAAGGAACUUUAAACGAGAAACCUAUAAAUGAACUUCUUUUGAAAGCAGAUGUUGACAACAAAGCUGACAAAGAAUAUGUAGACGAUGCAAUAGCAAAAGAAGAAGAAAGAGCUAACAAUGCUUAUGCAACAAAAGAACGUACUCAUCCUGAACUAGCAGACAAAACAUAUGUUGACAAUAAAAUGUCAAGUGAAGUGACAAGAGCCGAAAACGAAUAUUCUAAAAAGACUCAUAUACAUUAUAUUAACCAAAUACCAAGUCUUAAGGAAACAUUAGAGACAAAAGCAGAUAAGACUCAUACACAUUCUAUAUCUGAUAUUACAAACUUACAAGAAACCUUAAACAGGAAAAGUGCCGUUGGACAUACACAUACCAUUGCAAAUAUUACAAACUUACAAGAAACCUUAAACAGGAAAA